This is a messenger RNA of Adineta steineri, 366 nucleotides long. The record is from the annotation of a GenBank genome assembly. Lineage: Eukaryota; Metazoa; Rotifera; Eurotatoria; Adinetida; Adinetidae.
AUGAAUUAUUCGACAUUAGAUCCAAUAUGUUCGAAAUCAUCUCAUCCAUUUAAUACACGUGAAGUGAAAGAAAUGCUUGAACAAUUAAUUCAACAAACAAUUGAUCAACAAAAUGAAUAUGAUUCGAAUAAAUGUACACAAUUAUCGAAAGAACUUUCACAAAUAAUAAAAGAUGCAAUGAAAACAUUAAAUUAUGAACGAUAUAAAUAUGUUAUACAAGUUGUAUUAGGACAAUGUCAAAAUGAUAAUUUAAUGAUGACAUGUCGUUGUUUAUGGGAUAUUCAAACAGAUAAUUACGCAUCAUAUGUUUAUUCAAAUACGAAAAUUUUUUGUGCUGUUACUGUAUUUGGACUUUUCUAUUAUUAA